AUUUUACUUUUAUGCCAUUCAGUAUACUGUACAUGCAGUGUAGCACAUUUGAUGGAUUGUGUUUAUGUAGGUUUCUGGGACAUCGUGAACGCUUGAAGCGUUUACUUGAAUAUAGCAGGCGUGUGCAGAUUGCUAUUGUGACACUUGUCAUCCUGGAUUGCUUUAUAGUGUUGGUGGAACUCCUCAUUGAUCUUAAUAUUCUCAUUGAUGAUGAAUGUGGACGAGAUAAGACAUGUCCGGUAAAUGCUGAUUGCCCAGUUCUUAACAGUACUAUGUCUACACCCACUGCAGAUGAUACUACAGAGUGUUUAUAUGCUAAUGGAGCAUUGCAAUGCAUAACAAAGGGUGAAGAGCAGAUAAAUCCGGGGUUUGUUCUUCACGUUCUUGGCUUAGUUGUUCUUGGUGUCUUCCUGUUAGAACUGUGUCUGAAGCUGUACAGCUUUGGAUUAUCAUUCUUCAAGCAUAAGAUGGAGGUUUUUGAUGGUGUCAUUGUUGUGGUGUCAUUUGCCAUGGAUGCUGCAUAUGGUGGAGAUGAAGAUGCAUGGGAUGGUGUAGGUCUACUCGUGCUGCUUCGUAUGUGGAGGGUUGUUCGUAUAGUGAAUGGUGUUGUUCUUUCAGUAAAGAAGAAGAGCGAGAAACGUAUUAAUGAACUACAGAGUCAACUGAAUGGAAGCGAAGAUGAAGUGAAACGACUGAAGUCUCUACUUGAAGCUCAAACUGCGGAAAUGGAAAAACUAAGGAAAUUUACUCAAGAAUGCGAGAAGGACAACAACAAAAUUCUAAACGAGAAGGAGAAGACAUCCAAUGGUUAUGAAAGUGUAUCUGCAGAAGACAAAGUAAUUGAUUGCAAUGCAGAUAUUAAAGUUGGUACUACUUGUACAUUUAUUUAUACCAUGGUCAUGUGAUGUGCAACCAAUCACAACCACCUAUUUACAUGGUGUAUAUGAUUAAGUUAUUGUACGGCAAGUGACAGGACCGGACCACUUUUUCUAGAGUGAACUGUUACCAGAGGCUUGUUUCAUUGUCGUAGAAACAUGUCCGGUUUUGGUCGAACCGUGCAUCUUUCAAUAAUUGUACUACUGACAGGUGACGGUUGCAUGAAACUGACUGUUGAAA
Molecule: messenger RNA, 1116 nt
Organism: Corticium candelabrum
Lineage: Eukaryota; Metazoa; Porifera; Homoscleromorpha; Homosclerophorida; Plakinidae
Product: voltage-gated hydrogen channel 1-like
Exons: 8
Coding region: 12-905 (297 amino acids)
Biological process (GO): proton transmembrane transport
Cellular component (GO): plasma membrane
Molecular function (GO): voltage-gated proton channel activity
Source: RefSeq, a predicted model, not a curated record